AACGUGUACAAGUCUGACCUGCAGUGGCUGAGGGGCAUUGGCUGGUCCCCACUUGGAUCAUUGGAUGCUGAGAAGAACAAGAGGGCGAGCGAGAUCCUGAGUGACAAGAAGUAUCGUCAGCACCCAGACACCAUCAAAUUCACCAGCCUUCCUGACUCCAUGCCCAUGGUGCUGGCAAAGCACAACUCCCAAAUCAUGGACCAACGCUCGUACAUCUCAGCCUGGGAGAAGGACAAAACCAGCAUUCACAUCAUGCCAGACACCCCUGGGAUCCUGCUGGCCCAGCAGAACAAAGUGAACUUCAGCGAGAAACUGUACAAGCAGGCGAUGGAGGAGGAGAAGAAGAAGGGCUACGACAUGCGGGCAGAUGCCAUUCCCAUCAAGUCUGCCAAAGCUUCCCGGGACAUCGCCAGUGAUGUGA
This is a messenger RNA of Onychostruthus taczanowskii (white-rumped snowfinch), 421 nucleotides long. RefSeq names its product nebulin-like. The transcript has 3 exons. Gene Ontology annotation, molecular function: actin filament binding. The annotation marks the transcript as partial. Gene Ontology annotation, cellular component: Z disc. NCBI's taxonomy places the organism in Eukaryota, Metazoa, Chordata, Aves, Passeriformes, Passeridae. The record is from RefSeq and is a predicted model, not a curated record. Gene Ontology annotation, biological process: cardiac muscle thin filament assembly.